GCAGGCCGAACAUCACCACUCUCCUUUAAACCUCCUCCACUACCACAUUAGAGCUUUGUCUUCUGCAUGCAAGCGAAGUCAUACACAAAAUGCGAUUCUCCACAACAACCCUUCUGAUCUCCGCCCUUGGGUGGAUCACAGCCGUGGCCGGGCACAACAUUCAGCUCAAGGCGCACUCGAGAGAAUGCUUCCACGAGACAUUGCACAAGGAUGAUAAGAUGACCGUUACCUUCCAGGUCGGCGACAGGGAGUUUGGUGGUAGCGGGAACCUUGAGAUUGAUUUCUGGGUUGAGGACCCCCUAAAGAACCGCCAGUACUUCAGACAAGCCGUCUCAUCGGAGGACUACUCGUUCACCGCGCACACCGACGGAAAGUACGUUUACUGCUUCAGCAACGAGGGUUGGACUUCGAACUCGAAGGAAGUGUCCUUCAACGUCCAUGGAAUCGUCUACGUACCGGAACAUGAAUUGACCCAAGAUCCCCUGGAGGCGGAAGUGCGUAAACUCUCGGAGGCUCUGGCUCAGGUGAAGGAUGAACAAUCGUACAUUGUCGUUAGAGAGCGGGUACAUCGGAAUACAGCGGAGAGCACAAACGCCCGAGUGAAGUGGUGGAGCAUCUUCCAGCUUGCUGUGCUCAUCGGUGAGGGUAUCUUCCAGGUCUGGUGGCUGAAGAGAUUCUUCGAGGUCAAGCGUGUUGUCUGAUUACAUCCAGAGACGAAGUAAUGGAGUUAUAUCGUGGGUGAUGAUUGGGGUCUUCGAUUGCAUUUACGGUCUGAGAGUUUGGCCUUUAGCAUCCCUGCAAUAAGACUGUAGUUCUUUGAUGAGCGCGAUGAAAUAUUCUAUUUUAGUCGGAGGCCAGAUCCCCCACAAAUUAUAUGUCAAUUCUCAUG
Molecule: messenger RNA, 889 nt
Organism: Aspergillus novofumigatus IBT 16806
Lineage: Eukaryota; Fungi; Ascomycota; Eurotiomycetes; Eurotiales; Aspergillaceae
Product: emp24/gp25L/p24 family protein
Exons: 4
Coding region: 90-701 (203 amino acids)
Biological process (GO): endoplasmic reticulum to Golgi vesicle-mediated transport; protein retention in ER lumen; intracellular protein transport
Cellular component (GO): endoplasmic reticulum; endoplasmic reticulum-Golgi intermediate compartment; COPII-coated ER to Golgi transport vesicle
Source: RefSeq, a predicted model, not a curated record